AUCAAUCUCUCAUACAACGGAGAUAUAUCAUUUUAGCUACCUGUCAAACGGAAAUGAAUAAUACCAAAUGUAAUUUCAUAGAUUCAAAGCUCGAAGAACAUCAUUAUCUUUGCGGAUCAAAACACUGUCCUGGAUGCGGCCGCAUGAUUCAAGCUGCUACUAAACCAAAUUGGGUUGGAUUGCCGGCGGGAGUAAAAUUCGAUCCGACGGAUCAAGAACUUAUAGAGCAUUUAGAAGCAAAAGUGAAGGGAAAAGAAGAAAAUAAGAAAUGGUCAUCGUCUCAUCCACUAAUAGAUGAGUUUAUCCCCACCAUUGAUGGUGAAGAUGGGAUAUGUUACACUCAUCCACAGAAGCUUCCAGGGGUAACAAGAGAUGGUUUAAGCAAACACUUCUUCCACAAACCAUCAAGAGCUUACACAACCGGAACAAGAAAACGACGCAAAAUCAUCCAAACCGAUCACGACUCCGAGUUAACCGGAUCAUCAUCAGAAACGAGAUGGCACAAAACCGGUAAAACAAGACCGGUUAUGAUCAACGGUCGACAAAGAGGAUGCAAGAAGAUUUUAGUACUCUACACAAACUUCGGCAAGAAUCGACGACCAGAAAAAACAAAUUGGGUGAUGCAUCAAUAUCAUUUAGGGAUUCAUGAAGAAGAAAGAGAAGGAGAGCUUGUCGUCUCUAAGAUCUUUUAUCAAACACAACCUAGACAGUGUAAUAUUAAUUGGUCGGAUCAGCAUGCUAGUUCCAAGGACUUGAUCGGAAUUGGAGCCGGAGAUGAGAUAUCCGGCGUUGCUGCGGCUUUGCAGAGUCUUGGCUCCGGUGACGUCGUUUCUAGGGUUAAUACGAAUCCCUUUACAAGAGACUUCGACGAGCAGCAGCAAUUAAGGAGUAGAUCGUCUGGUUCCGGAUUAGAAGACUUAAUUAUGGGUUGCACAGCUACUUGCACAGAUGACGAAAGUUCAGAAGCAAUUCCACAGCAAAAUGCAGACUGGUUAACGUUUCCACCAUUCUGG
This is a messenger RNA of Thlaspi arvense, 1013 nucleotides long. Lineage: Eukaryota; Viridiplantae; Streptophyta; Magnoliopsida; Brassicales; Brassicaceae. The record is from the annotation of a GenBank genome assembly.